GAUCUUUAAUCAAUGGAGGCUGAAGGAAGCUCAAUACCUACCACCCCAAUAACAGAUGUGUCACUAGAUGAGACACCCAAUUCAUCACCUAAUCCGCUUGUUGAUGGAGGUGAUUUACCUGUUGAUGACGUACCUGUAGAGGUUAAUGUUGAGGGUGAAGAGACAGUAGACACUGAUGUAACUGAUGCAGCAAAACUAAAGAGUCUAAAAUCAAAGAUUUGGCAACACUAUGAGAGAGAGACUAUCGGUGAAAAGCUCAAAGCAAGGUGCAAGUAUUGCCGGUCACUCUUGUUGGGUGAUCCCAAGCAAGGUACUAGUCACUUGCGUAAACAUUACCAAAGGUGCAACAAACGGAAGACCAAAGAUAUAAGACAACAACUUUUGCAAGUAAGCAACAAGAACAAGUUUGAACUUUCACCGUUCAGUUUUGAUCGAGAACUUUCUCGUAUGGAGCUUGCGAGGAUGAUCAUUCUGCACGGCUACCCUCUAAAGAUGGUGGAGCAUAUUGGGUUCAGGAAUUUUGUGAACAGCUUAAACCCUUGCUUUAAAAUGGUAAGCAGGAAUACUAUUAAGAAGGACUGCUUCAAGAUAUAUGAGAUUGAAAAGAAGGCCAUGAUGGACAUCAUUGAAAAGAAUGAUGGGAGGGUUGCUGUGACAACAGAUAUGUGGACGUCAGAUUUUCAGCAAAAGGGCUUCAUGGUUGUUACUGCACACUACAUUGACAAUACUUGGAGGUUGCAAAGUCGGGUCAUCAGGUUCAUGUAUGUGCCAAGUCCACAUACAGGUGAAGCUCUUUCUGAAGCUUUAUAUGGUUGUUUGCUGGAUUGGAAUAUAGACAACAAAUUAUCCACUAUAACGGUGGAUAAUUGUUCCACAAAUGAUGUCCUGGUUGACUUGAUCAAAGGAAAGAUUCCUUCAUAUUCUAUGUUGCUUGGUGGAAACUUACUCCACAUGCGUUGUUGUGCGCAUAUUUUGAACCUCAUUGUGAAAGAUGGCUUGGAUCUUAUUCAUGGUGCAGUGGAGAAAGUGAGAGACAGUGUUUCUUAUUGGAAGGGGACUCCAAAGAGAUGGGAGAAGUUUGAGGACACUGCUCGUCAACUUCGCAUUCCGUUAGGUAAAAAGCUCACCCUCGAUUGUAAGACACGUUGGAACUCUACUUACACAAUGUUGGAUGUCGCUUUGGAAUACAAAGAUGUGUUUUCCCGCUUAAAGAAUCGUGAUCAAAAGUAUAAGUCGCUGCCUAGUGAAAAUGAGUGGAGCUUGUGCAAAGAAAUUUGCAGUAGGUUGAAAUUGUUUUACAAUGCAACUGGUCUUUUCUCAGGAACUUUAUACCCCACUGCAAAUAUGUUUUUCCCAACUGUUUGUGAGAUCAAACUAGCUUUAAGCCAGUGGACUGUUUGUGGUAUACCAACUGUGCAACUUAUGGCUUCUAAAAUGAUUUUGAAAUUUGACAAAUAUUGGUCUGAUGUGAAUGGGAUCAUGGGUGUUGCUGCUAUUCUUGAUCCUAGGUAUAAGCUGUUAAUGUUAGAGUACUAUUUUGGGAAAAUAUACUCUAUCACUUUUGAGUUUGAGGUUGAAAAAAUUGUUGAUUUUUGUCGGGAGUUGGUUAAGCAAUAUGAAGAGCAAGAAAAGGCACACAAAACUGAUAAGGUGGGCUGUCAAACAGAGAGUGCUGUAGGUGAAAGUAUUUGUUUGAGUGACUUUGACUUGUAUGCAUCUCAAAGAAAAAGAGCUAGUACACGGUCAGAACUGGACCAGUACUUAGAGGAUGAUAUCCUACCCCGCUCGACUGAUUUUGAUGUGUUAAGCUGGUUGAAGUCGAACAAGAGUAAGUAUCCUAUUCUAAGUCAAAUUGCAAGAGAUAUUUUGGCCAUCCCUCUUUCUACCGUUGCUUCAGAGUCCGCAUUUAGCACCAGUGGACAGUUGAUCGGUCCUCAUCGUAGUCGACUCAAAGAAGAAACCAUUGAGGCCUUGAUGUGCGCACAAAGUUGGAUUCUUGCUGACUUAAAAGAAAAAGGAGGUGGAUCACUUUCAUCGGUGUUUUAUGAUUCAGACUGUGACAUCGAUGAAGGACAUGUUAGUCAGGUAUCUUUAAACUGUUAUUAACUGUUGAAUUAAUAUCAUAACAUGAAUUAUUUAUAUCAUGAAGCAGUUAUUGGUCUAAAGUUUUAUUUAUAUUUUACUGUAGGGUUAAUGAAGAUGGAGAUCUGAAAUUCAAGUAUGAAAUGAAGUUAUGAAGGACUUUGCUGGACUGAAGUUUGAGCUGAAAAAAUCAAAUAUUAAUGCUUUCUGGAAGCAAUUGUUUUGCUAUUGUCAUUUCUGGUGUUUUUUUAUUAACAAACUUCCUCUACUUUUAUUGUCUUUUGAGGCUUUUGUUUUUGAAGCUACGACUCUUUUAAACUGAUGUUUGGUGAUUUUGAU
Messenger RNA from Cuscuta epithymum, 2421 nucleotides. NCBI's taxonomy places the organism in Eukaryota, Viridiplantae, Streptophyta, Magnoliopsida, Solanales, Convolvulaceae. The record is from the annotation of a GenBank genome assembly.